AUGACGGGAAUUGUGAAUCGGCCGCGAUGCAGCGAGUUUCCCGCCGUCGAAAUGGACUUUGCCCUUCAGCUAAUCGAAAAAACCGCCGCCAAACAAGAGCAAUGCACCAGAAACGUGCCAUUGGUGGAUGUGGCGCCGGGAAUGGUGUUGGCGGAGCGCAUAUUGGCGCCAAAUGAUAUUCCCAAAAUGCCGACUUCUAUGAAGGACGGUUAUGCGGUAAAAUAUUCUGAUUGUCCGGGAACCCUGAAAAUGGUGGGAGUGUCGAUUGCAGGCGCCACCAACACUAGAACGAUUCUUCCCGGCGAGUGUGUCAGAAUUAGCACCGGCGGUGUGGUCCCUUGUGGAGCCGACGCGGUGGUUAUGGUCGAGGACACCGAAGUCGAGAGAUAUGAGGGUGACGAGGAAUUGGAGAUUCGCGUCCUAAAAUCGGUCGAGCCCGAUCAAGACAUUCGGCAAAAAGGGUCCGAUAUGAAGAAAGGCGAGAUGUUGUUGGAUGUUGGCUGCGAAAUCGGACCGUCCGAAAUCGGAUUAUUGCGAUCGUUUGGAAUUUUUGGCAUCAAAAUUUACAAACCGCCGACGGUUUCAAUAAUUUCCACAGGCAACGAGCUCCGACGAUGGCAAGCGCAGGAAUUGGACGAUGGCUUCAUUUUUGACUCGAAUGGUCCGCAAUUGAAGGCGCUUUUCGAAAGUUUUGGAUUUGAAGCGAUCGAGCCGGUUAUUGUGGCCGAUAAGCCGGAUUGCAUUGAAAGCGCGAUUCGUCAGGCGGCUCGCUUAUCAUCGGUCAUCGUCACCACCGGUGGUGUGAGUAUGGGCGAGAAGGACCAUCUGAAGUUGGUGCUCAAAAGGAGAUUGGGACUGCGGAUUCGAUUCGGCCGCGUUUGGAUGAAGCCCGGCUUGCCGUGCACGUUCGCCGACGGCGAGAUCGCCGGCAGACAUGUCACCGUGUUCGCGUUGCCCGGAAAUCCGGUGUCGUCCUACGUUUGCGCCCAUUUGUUCGCAAUUCCAUUCUUGAAAGGCGUCUCCGGACACCGAAAAAUUCAUGCGACUGAGAUUAAAGUCAAGAUUUCUAGAAGUAUUAAGUUGGGCAUUCGUCCGGAAUAUUGCCGCGCUUGGCUCGAGCACAGCCCAAAAGAAUUAUUGCCGAUUGCGCAUGUCACUGGCGAGCAGGUCUCGUCGCGAUUGGCGAGUCUCGUCGGCGCCCAAGUGCUAUUGAAGUUGCCGUCGAAUGAGAAACAAUUGGAAAUAAAUAGUGGAGAGAUUGUCGAUGCUUUGAAUCUCCAAUGCCCGGUGGUUAAACGUCCGAGAGUCAGCGAAUGGCCCGCGGUCACGAUGAGAGAAGCUCUGGAUAGCAUCGAUAAAGUGUCGCGGGAUUUUCUUCCCGAGACCAAAGCCUAUCCGGUUGCCGCUCUACAAUGUGGCCGUAUUCUCGCCGAGCAAAUUCAUGCAUCCGAGAACAUUCCGAUUGCACGUGUCUCGACUAAAGACGGCUACGCGGUUAGGGCGGAGGAUGGAGCUGGAAAACGAAAAGUGCUUGGAGCGUCGUUCGCGGGAGCGCCGUAUGACAAAAUCGUUGAGCCGGGCUUUUGCUCGAAGAUCAGCACCGGAGCCAUUCUGCCACCCGGAUCCGACUCGGUUGUGCCAAUCGAGGACACCAAUGUCGACGAAAUUGAAGGCGAUCGCGAGAAAGUUAUCAACAUCUCAGUGGUGCCGCUAGCUGGUGAUAACAUUCGUGAGCCCGGAUCGGAUGUCGAGGAAGGCCAAUUGCUGCUGGACAUUGGUUGCGAGCUGGGCGCCGCUGAAAUUGGGCUAUUGAAUUCGUGCGGAAUUCAAGCCGUCGAGGUGUUCUGCAAACCGAGAAUUUGUGUGGUGAGCACUGGCAAUGAGCUCGUUGAGGCGGCCGAAGAGGCGGUGCCGCUCGGCAAAGUCAGAGAUUCGAAUCGUCCGCAGCUCAUCUCGCUAUUCCAAAGUCAAGGAUUCAAGCCGAUCGACGUUGGAAUUGUUCGCGACACACAAUCGGAAAUUGAGAAGAGCCUCCGCCUCGCUUCGCGUUAUGCAUCGGUUAUUGUGACGACGGGCGGCGUCAGUAUGGGCGAUAAAGACUUCAUGAAGGAUGUGCUGCGAAAAAUGGGAUUCCAGAUCUUGUUUGGCCGCGUUUGGAUGAAGCCGGGACUCCCUUGUACAUUUGCAACUGGUGAAAUCGAUGGCAAUAAAGUUGCGGUGUUCGCUCUUCCCGGCAAUCCGGUCUCGUCGUUCGUCUGCGCUCAUUUGUUCGUCACACCAUUCGUUCGCAGUCUUGCUGGAUGUGUCUCGAAUCAGCCGAGUGUCAUUAAAGUGCAGUUAUCGCACGGUAUUACACUCGGCCCGCGUCCGGAGUACUGUCGCGGUUGGAUUGAUUCGAAAUCGUCGCCGCCGUCAUCGUCGUCGUCGUCGUCGAUUCUUCCAACUGCAACAAUCACCGGCAAUCAGAUCUCAUCGCGUUUGAUGAGCCUCGUCGGCGCUCAAUUAUUGCUCAUUUUACCGGAGAAGACCGGCGAGAAGACGCGAAUUGAGCGCGGCGAGACCGUCGACGCUAUUGUAAUCUCGAAAAUUUAA
Molecule: messenger RNA, 2592 nt
Organism: Caenorhabditis bovis
Lineage: Eukaryota; Metazoa; Nematoda; Chromadorea; Rhabditida; Rhabditidae
Source: the annotation of a GenBank genome assembly